Messenger RNA from Procambarus clarkii (red swamp crayfish), 879 nucleotides. The record is from RefSeq and is a predicted model, not a curated record. NCBI's taxonomy places the organism in Eukaryota, Metazoa, Arthropoda, Malacostraca, Decapoda, Cambaridae.
AUGUUUUAUUCAUGUUUGGAAUUAAAUGUUAUCGAGGAAGAAGUUGGUAGCCGCGCUGCCCUCCUGCCUCUAGCUGCCCUCCUGCCUCAGGCUGCCCUCCUGCCUCUAGCUGCCCUCCUGCCUCAGGCUGCCCUCCUGCCUCUAGCUGCCCUCCUGCCUCAGGCUGCCCUCCUGCCUCUAGCUGCCCUCCUGCCUCAGGCUGCCCUCCUGCCUCUAGCUGCCCUCCUGCCUCAGGCUGCCCUCCUGCCUCUAGCUGCCCUCCUGCCUCUAGCUGCCCUCCUGCCUCAGGCUGCCCUCCUGCCUCUAGCUGCCCUCCUGCCUCAGGCUGCCCUCCUGCCUCUAGCUGCCCUCCUGCCUCUAGCUGCCCUCCUGCCUCUGGCUGCCCUCCUGCCUCUAGCUGCCCUCCUGCCUCUAGCUGCCCUCCUGCCUCAGGCUGCCCUCCUGCCUCUAGCUGCCCUCCUGCCUCAGGCUGCCCUCCUGCCUCUAGCUGCCCUCCUGCCUCAGGCUGCCCUCCUGCCUCAGGCUGCCCUCCUGCCUCUAGCUGCCCUCCUGCCUCAGGCUGCCCUCCUGCCUCUAGCUGCCCUCCUGCCUCAGGCUGCCCUCCUGCCUCUAGCUGCCCUCCUGCCUCAGGCUGCCCUCCUGCCUCUAGCUGCCCUCCUGCCUCAGGCUGCCCUCCUGCCUCUAGCUGCCCUCCUGCCUCAGGCUGCCCUCCUGCCUCAGGCUGCCCUCCUGCCUCUAGCUGCCCUCCUGCCUCAGGCUGCCCUCCUGCCUCUAGCUGCCCUCCUGCCUCAGGCUGCCCUCCUGCCUCUAGCUGCCCUCCUGCCUCAGGCUGGGUUAACACACCGGCCGCGGGAACACAGGUAUCCGGUGGCCGGUUAA